Messenger RNA from Balaenoptera musculus (blue whale), 1433 nucleotides. It is a transcript of the gene STK16, whose product is annotated as serine/threonine kinase 16. Gene Ontology annotation, cellular component: cytoplasm; Golgi apparatus. The transcript is spliced from 8 exons. Bases 153 to 1070 code for a protein of 305 amino acids. The record is from RefSeq and is a predicted model, not a curated record. Gene Ontology annotation, molecular function: ATP binding; protein serine/threonine kinase activity. Lineage: Eukaryota; Metazoa; Chordata; Mammalia; Artiodactyla; Balaenopteridae. Gene Ontology annotation, biological process: protein phosphorylation.
CGUAACCGCUGUUUCCGGUCCCUGGCGCUUCCCUCCAGCGAAAGCCAGCAUGAUCCGCUGGACCCCCAGCGACUUGCCUGAAAGAGACCACUCAACCUGGACGAACUUUUUGGCAGCCCCAGACCGUCCUUGAGGAGGAUGACUGAGACACUAUGGGCAACGCGCUUUGUGUCUGCUCUCGGGGAACUGUCAUCAUUGACAAUAAGCGCUACCUCUUCAUCCAGAAACUGGGGGAGGGUGGGUUCAGCUAUGUGGACCUAGUGGAGGGGUUACAUGAUGGACAGUUCUACGCCCUGAAGCGAAUCCUGUGUCAUGAGCAGCAGGACCGGGAGGAGGCCCAACGAGAAGCAGACAUGCAUCGCCUCUUCCAUCACCCCAACAUCCUUCACCUUGUGGCUUAUUGUCUGAGGGAACGAGGCACUAAACAUGAGGCCUGGCUGCUGCUACCCUUCUUCAAGAGAGGUACGCUAUGGGACGAGAUAGAAAAGCUGAAGGACAAAGGCAACUUCUUGACUGAAGAGCAAAUCCUUCGGCUGCUGCUGAGUACCUGCAGAGGCCUUGAGGCUAUUCAUGCCAAGGGUUAUGCCCACAGGGACCUGAAACCCACCAAUAUCUUGCUUGGAGAUGAGGGGCAGCCAGUUUUAAUGGACUUGGGUUCCAUGAGUCAAGCAUGCAUCCACGUGGAGAGCUCCCGCCAGGCUCUGGCCCUCCAGGACUGGGCAGCCCAGCGGUGCACCAUCUCCUACCGGGCCCCGGAGCUCUUUUCCGUGCAGAGCCACUGUGUCAUCGAUGAGCGGACUGAUGUCUGGUCCCUAGGCUGUGUGCUAUAUGCCAUGAUGUUUGGGGAAGGCCCUUAUGACAUGGUGUUCCAGAAGGGUGACAGUGUGGCCCUUGCUGUGCAGAACCAACUAAGCAUCCCGCAGAGCCCCAGGCAUUCUUCAGCCUUGCAGCAGCUGCUGACCUUAAUGAUGACUGUGGACCCCCAGCAGCGCCCUCACAUUCCUUUCCUCCUGAGUCAGUUGGAGGCACUGCAGCCCCCGGCUCAGAGCCAGCACACUACCCAAAUCUGAACAAACCAGUGGCCAUGUUGAGAAGGUGGCCCCUGUGCCUUGGGAAGAAGCUCCCAUUCCUUAGUGGAAUCUCCAUCCCUUCUAACCAGGACAGCUCUCUUGUAGUUAGGGGCAGCUGGGGGGUGGGGACAGUCAGCUCAGUCUUCUGUCUCUGAUUCUGCUCUCUUACGCCCAAGAGCAACAACUGGACUGGGGGCCUGACUGGGUAGCGGUGGGUGAGGGUGGGGAAUGGGGAAAGGGGAACUGAUAGAAUCUGGUAAAGGCUCUGAGCAGGACUGCUGAGCUUACAUCAUGAUCUGCCUCCAAAUCUGGGAGCAGGAAAAUGUAUGAACAGAAGAAUAAAGUGAAAGUAGCUUGGUGUGA